This is a messenger RNA of Podospora pseudocomata, 828 nucleotides long. RefSeq lists its product as uncharacterized. The record is from RefSeq and is a predicted model, not a curated record. The coding region runs from base 1 to 828 and encodes 275 amino acids. Gene Ontology annotation, molecular function: hydrolase activity, hydrolyzing O-glycosyl compounds. Gene Ontology annotation, biological process: carbohydrate metabolic process. NCBI's taxonomy places the organism in Eukaryota, Fungi, Ascomycota, Sordariomycetes, Sordariales, Podosporaceae. The transcript has 2 exons.
AUGCCUAUCUUACUUUACGCCCACCUCUGUUUGGUCUUCUUGGCACUCGCUGUCACCGCCGGGCCUCAGGAUGCCUACACCAUCUUUACGACAGUUUUGGUGACAGCGACGAAAACGAUUGGAGACUCUAACGCGACGCCUGCCCCUUCAGCCCAUGCAGCUGCUCCGUACCAGCUCCUACGCCCUCACCUUGACACACCAUGGACUGACAAGGUUGGCACAAGCCCCUGGCCGCAGUAUCCACGUCCUCAACUCCGUCGCGAGCCAUGGCGGUCGCUGAACGGAAUAUGGACCUACCAGUCAGCUCAAGGAGCUGGGGAUGUCAAGAGUCCGCCUCGAUUGCCCCUUCGCCAAGAGGUUUUGAUCCCCUCUUGCAUCGAAAGUGGCAUCUCCGGGAUCAUGACCGAGGGCGUGACGCACAUGUGGUUUGGCACGACCUUUACGAUCCCUCUCGAGUGGAGAGGUGGGAAACGUGUUUUGUUGAAUUUCGAAGCAGUGGACUACGAAGCAACGGUGUUUAUCAAUGGCGUCCAGCUCGCGUUUCAUCGUGGUGGAUAUUUUCGGUUCAGCUUGGAUGUCACUGAGAAUAUCAACUUUGACGGACCAAACGAGCUGCAAGUCGGACAAUCACGCAAGGUGUUUGUCUUCGAUCCAACAGACGAUCAAAGCAUCCCACAAGGGAAGCAGACCAAACGUCUCUCGCACAUUUUCUACACGCCCUGCAGCGGUAUUUGGCAGACAGUAUGGCUUGAGAGCGCUUCCAACAAUCAUAUCAAGUCAUUGGACCUGACGGCCAACAUGAACGGCGACGGCAAGUCCGACGGUUGA